Molecule: messenger RNA, 3429 nt
Organism: Danio aesculapii
Lineage: Eukaryota; Metazoa; Chordata; Actinopteri; Cypriniformes; Danionidae
Gene: bet1
Product: Bet1 golgi vesicular membrane trafficking protein
Exons: 4
Coding region: 136-477 (113 amino acids)
Biological process (GO): vesicle fusion with Golgi apparatus; endoplasmic reticulum to Golgi vesicle-mediated transport
Cellular component (GO): SNARE complex; Golgi trans cisterna
Molecular function (GO): SNAP receptor activity
Source: RefSeq, a predicted model, not a curated record
AUGAGGUGUCGUGGCGCUUGUGAAGUUGGAAGGGGAAAGUACAGAUUCUCCAAAUAACAACAUUAGCGAAUAUUUAUCACAUUAUUUUCAGACAGCUGUGGUCGUUUUCACAUCUCAAAGACUUCUUGGCUGACUAUGAGGCGUGCUGGUUUGGGUGAAGGUGGCCCUCAAGGCAAUUACGUUGCGAGUGGAUACAGUGUGUAUGAGGAGGAGAAUGAACACCUACAGGAAGGAUUGAGAGAUAAAGUACACGCACUUAAACAUCUGUCUAUUGACAUUGGAAAUGAAGUCAAGAUCCACAAUAAGAUGUUGGGAGAAAUGGACUCAGACUUUGACUCGACUGGAGGUCUGCUGGGAGCCACCAUGGGCCGACUGAAGCUCCUCUCCAGGGGAAGCCAGACCAAGGUGUACUGCUACAUGCUGCUGUUUGCUCUGUUUGUGUUCCUCGUCCUGUACUGGGUCAUCAAACUCAGGUGACCGCACAACUCCUGAGAUCCAGGACUUUAUUACGUGCCAUGCUCAUUUGGGCUAGAUGAGCAAAAUCCUCACACAGGAUGAAUUAAAGAAAGCAAAUGUGCUUUCUGGCCAGCGGAUUAGAUAUUGAACCAUUAAGUCACAGUGUGGAAUAUGAGAGAAAAAAAAACACAACUGUCCCAAAAUUACUGUCUCUUCAGUGGAUGAAUGCUACUUAUACUGGAAAAAACAUGGAUAUUUCAUCCAGUAAUAAUUAAACGUUCAUAAUUGUGUGAUUCCUUUAAGAGACCUUAAUUGCUAUAAGUGUGCUAUAAUUUAUAAAUUCUGAUGAAUGCUUUUAAAGCAGUGCAGCAGUCCUUUUAUUAGAGUAUUCAGCUAUGGAAAAAAUGGAAAUUCUCAAUUCAUCUGGAUUUACCAGUCUAUUUUUAUAUAAUUUAUAUAAUUUUUUUUCACAAAAAAAGACAUAACCUACUGCCAGCUAGCGUUUCAAAGUGUUAUUGCAGAGCAACACACAUCGCAGAAGUAUAAAUGCAAGACGACAUGCGCCAAUCACUCGACGCAGAAGUAUAAACCAGGCUUUACAGUAAUUUCACUACAAUUUUAUGGACUGAAAAUCCACUUCCACACAGCUCUUAGAUCUGCUGCAUUUCUGAGACGGGGAGGGGUUCAUGGUCCCUUUAAUAAGUCCUCAACUGUCAUUGUAGGAUAUUUUUUUUAUUUUCAAAUUCAGAAGAAAUGACCUUAAUAGUUUACAGAAUAAGAAAAAAAAAUGUUAUAUUAUUCAAACACACAACUUUAUGAUUUUCUUUACAUCUGUCGAACAAAAACGAAAAUAUUUCAAACAAAACCGGAAACCUGUAACCAUUGACUUUCAUAGCAGGGAAAACAAAUACUAUGCAAGUCAACAGUUGCAGGUUUUGUUCAAAAGAUCUUCGUUUGUGUUCGACAGAUGAAAAGAAAAUCAUGAACUGGAAUGUUUGGAAGUGGAAGAUUUUCAGUCCAUAAAAUUGUAGUGAUAUUACUGUAAAGCCUGGUUUAUACUUCUGCGUUGAGUGAUUGGCGUGACCCAUGGCUCAUGUCUUGUGCGUCGUUGUGCAUUUAUACAUCUGUGCUGUUUGUGUUGCUCUGUAAUAACACUUCUGAAACGCUAGCUGGCAGUAGGUUUUUAUGUUCCUCUGUGUCGAGUUUCUUUGCAGGUGUUUUGUUUUUACUGAACACUACCUUUAAUGUACAAGUAGCUAAAGCUCGCUGAUUCUGAGGCGGGAACUGGCGGACGAGCAACAACUUUCAUCAUAAGAUAAACUCAAAACAACAGUUUCCAUCUGGAGCUCUUUCACGGGACUCCACACUUGUAAACAUUGGUUCCAGCAGGCUUGCGGCUCUCAGCACCGCCCACACUUGUCAUCGCUAGCAAGUUGACCAAUCACAGAGCUUGCAAUACGCGUCGUUGCGUCGGCUGUGCUGCACCAUACGCGUGCGCUUCACACAGAAGUAUAAAUCAGUCUUAAACUUAGUAACUAAAUCAUUUUUACUAAGGUAUGUCAAAAACUAAGAGUACUGCUGACAAUACUAACUUUGCCAUCUGAAUAAACAUAAACGAAGAACAUUGAUCACACACUUACCAAACCUGUAGAGACAGGACAAUCAGCACCAACUGGAAACGCGUUUUUUUUUAAAAGGAGACGAGCGGCAAAUCUGAAUUUCACCAUUUCCAGAUUCAAAAAAGGGGUAAAAAAUGUUCCUUACAAACAUAUUUUUGUCGCAUGUUAGCAGACCACUGUAAUCCACACAUGAGGGCCCACACGUGAGCUGUGCUCUCAUCGCGGGGAAAUGGAAACAAAACGUUCAUUGCGGCACAUUUAUAAACGUAACACUAAAGACCCAUGUCUCUGAACAAUUCUUCUACUACUUGUUUGAAUUAUGGUUGGCAACACAACGUGGCGUCUCUCUGAACACUGUAACAGGUAAAUGGAGUCUUCAAAGCUAUAUCAUACAUAUUAAUGAAGUUGCAUCUAUUCACAAUAUAGCGCGCUUAUUGCUUCAAACCAAGUCUUUCUCAUGAAUUAAUGAACAGAUGUGCUGAAAACUCAAUGACGUCACUUUGUACCGGCCGCUACAGACAGCUAAUCUCCAUGCUGGAAUUUACACAGUGCUCUCAUGGCCGUGACGUAGCUUCAAAACUUGAUCGGAUUUGCUCGAAAUAACGCAAAAACAACCAAUUUUCACUUGUUAGCUAAAUAUACGUAUCCUAAAAGUGUUUAUAGCAAUGUGGGACGCACAUAUCACUGUCAACAUCUCAAAAUGUGUUGGUGUUUCGUGACACUUCAAAACAUCAAUGUUUUAGCUUCAGCAGAGUUAACAAAGCAAUGUUUAGUGGAAUAAAAACAAAUGACAAAAUUAGUAUUAUUGUUUUUACUAAAUGAUAGGAUUAUUAUAUAAAAAUUUGAAAUAAAUGUUAUCAGACCUUUAUAAAAUAAAACAAGUAUUCAAGUUUUACUCAAAUUCUCACUUUCUCUGAAUAUGUUUAAGCGGUUCGUUUUUUUCAGGUUAUGAUAAAAGGCCAGAAGUGAAACUUGAUCACACAAACCUAAUCAAUCUUUAUUUUUUACUCCUCGCAACAUAAUGUGAAAGAGUUGCCAUAAACCCUUGUUUUGGCUUUGUGAUGUGAAGUGUGUUUGGUAGUGUUAUACAGUACAGUAUAAUAUAGUCUUUAAAGGGCUGAUCUGAGACUGUGAAACCAUACUGAGAUAUGUGAGAUAAUGUGCAAUUCACUUCUGUAAAAUAACCAAUUGAGGAUUAAUCCCAGAAUUCUACAUGCUUCAGACAUUUUAGCCAAAUUUCUCCUCCUCUGUGGUUAACAUGAUGCAUGGUUUAAUUCAGUUUAAGAAAGUGAUUUGUAAAUAAAUGUAGUGUUUUGGAGAAUUAUUACAUAAACAUUUCCUUUAUGUUGUCAAA